Messenger RNA from Adineta steineri, 738 nucleotides. The record is from the annotation of a GenBank genome assembly. NCBI's taxonomy places the organism in Eukaryota, Metazoa, Rotifera, Eurotatoria, Adinetida, Adinetidae.
AUGACAAACAAGGAUGAACAAGUACAACUAGCGAAAUUAGCUGAACAAGCUGAACGAUAUCCUGAUAUGGUAGUUGCUAUGAAAAAAGUUGUUGAAUUGAAUGAUGAAUUGACGACUGAAGAACGCAAUUUGCUCUCAAUUGCCUACAAAUAUGCAGUUGGCGCUUGUCGAUUACCUUGGCGAACUAUAUCUAGCAUUGAACAGAAAGGCGGUGGUACCGAACAUCAACGAGAAAUGGCUAAGAAAUAUCGAGAAAAGAUUGAAAAUGAACUGAAAGAUACAUGUCAAGAGCUUUUUAUGUUACUUGAUAAAUAUCUCAUUCCAAAAGCUACAACUGCUGAAUCAAAGAUAGUCUAUUUGAAGAUGAAAGGUGAUUAUUAUCGAUAUUUAGCUGAAGCUACUACUGGCAGUGAACAACAAAAAUUUGCUGGAGAAUCGGAAAUUGCCUAUAAGGAUGCUUUUGAUAUGGCUAAAAAUCAAAUGCCAGUAACACAUCCAAUUCGACUUGGUCUUGUUCUAAAUUUCUCCGUUUUUUACUAUGAAAUUCUCAAUGAUACAGAUACUGCUUGUCGUAUGGCUAAACAGGCCUUCGACGAUGCUUUAGCCGAAUUAGAUUCCAUUGGUGAAGAUUCUUAUAGAGACAGCACUAUAAUUAUGCAAUUACUUCGAGAUAAUCUCACUGUAUGGACUAAUAAUCCAUCUGAUGCCAACGAUGUGAAUCAAUCGGAAGAACAAUAA